UUCAUUUUAGUAUUAUAGGUUAUCAAAAUAAAUGUUUUGUUUUAAAUUUAAUUCAAGUAUUCAUCAAUUUUUAUAGUAACACAGUUAUGAUUUGAAUUGCAGUCCAAUACCUGUGUUUAUCUUAGUGUAAAAUUGUUUACAAAGAUAGUAUAAAGAGCAAAGUCUGUUCUUGAACUUCAUUGGAGUCCAGUCAAGAAAAAUCAAUCUAAAAUGUCUGGCCAUUUUGUUCAAAGAAGACAGCAACCCAGUGAGUACAUGAAAUACCAGUCAGUUCCAUACGAGCAAGAUGACCAAACUGAGGGCUCUUCUUGUGAGGAUAGAGUGUCUUUCCCAUUUUUACCAACUCCAAGUGGAAAUUUAAAAGUUAUCCCUCAACAGGUAGUGUACGAGUCAAAACAAUUGAGUAUUGUUGCUGCUGACCCUAGAAGAACGAAAGUAAAUAUUAAAACAGACGGCAGUCGCAAAGACAUGAGUGGAAUGGAAAAGAAAGUUUUUAUGGAUCAGACAUCUCCCAUACACAAAAUGAAAACAAAUGCAGAGGAUAUUCGAGAAGAUGUUCCUGGAAGUAUGCUUAGAAGGAUGGAAAUGUUUGCCAAGAUGCCACCCCCACCAUCACGGAUGUUCCGACCACCCCAGGGCCAGCCAGACGGAGACAGUCCCAGUGAUGAUGCUGACCUUUUUGUGGAGCAUGGAAGGCCAGAUAACUCACAACUAGAUAAGAAACAAGUUGGCAAUCGAACAGUUGCUCAGCUUCAACAUGAAAUGAACCUCACAAAGAUGGGUUUUAACCAAGACACGUCAAUCGACUGGGCUAAAAUUGAUCUUCCACCCAAAACAGAUCUCCACAAGUUGUUGCAUUACAGGAUAUCUAAUUACAUAAAUCCUGAUGUACUUGUGAAAAUUGGUAACCAUGAAUAUAGGUGUCACCUAUUAGUUCUCCAGUGCUAUUCAGGGUUUUUUGUUGAAAAGGCUAUGUCCCGAAUAGAGAUACCAGAGCAAAGUGUGACAAAGACAGCGUUCACAUAUAUCUACGACUGGAUGCUGCAUCUCGGUGGUGAUAGCUACACACUCCUUAGACGAGACAACAUACUGGAAAUAUUUAUGGCUGCUCAAUACCUACAAGUCAAAGAGCUGGAGGAGCAAUGUUGGGCUUUCAUUGAUAAUGAAGAUUUAUUCUCAGAAGAUAAGGCUUUUAUGUUGUACCUCGAUGCGAGGGCUCUGGGCAACACUGCAGUCAUGGAGUUGAUGGUUCCACGCAUUCAGCGGUUUUUCCUCACUCUUGUGGCCAGCAAGGAUUUCUUGGAACUUGUCAUUGAAGAGGUCUCUGUAUUCCUACGUUCCAACUACAUCUGCAUUCAUUGUGAGAUGGAAGUCUUUAUGGCAGCAGUUCGGUGGUUGAUGUUUGAUUGGGAGAAACGACAAAAGUUUCUACUUGAUGUGAUGAGCUGUGUCCGGUUUGGCCUGAUCUCUCCAUGGCAGCUAGUUGACAUCCGCCGCAAUCCAGAGAAUCAAGAGUUCCUCUUAGUCACUCGCAAUCCUGACGUUUCCGGGAUGAUUGAAGAUGGCUUAGCAUAUGCAAUAAUCAAAUACUGGUAUGGACACGAGUCGACCGACUAUUCCCACUGGAUAGAAGUGCUGGGUCUGACAGAACCCACAGCUCGCAAUUGGGCAGGCACUUAUAAAGUUAGUGAUCAAAAGAAAUAUAACACAUAUCAAGAGUUUCUAUCUGACUUGUCUAAAUAUAGACACAUGCAUGUGUUGUCCAACAAGGGAAAUGGAGAUAGGAGAGGAGGAAGUAAUGAAUCUCUUCAGUCAGAGCUUGAAAACGCUCGAAAACCUCUGAAUCCCACUGAUUUCAUUAUGCCCCAUCCAAGAUAAGUGUGCAAACCUUAUAUGUGCGAGUAUAGUCCAAACGUGGUUUGCUAAAGGGUUACACAAAAUGUUUUAAUUUAAGUUGUGUGUGUAUUAAAUUAUUGUACCGAA
Molecule: messenger RNA, 1983 nt
Organism: Homalodisca vitripennis (glassy-winged sharpshooter)
Lineage: Eukaryota; Metazoa; Arthropoda; Insecta; Hemiptera; Cicadellidae
Exons: 13
Coding region: 211-1878 (555 amino acids)
Molecular function (GO): protein binding
Source: RefSeq, a predicted model, not a curated record